AUGCUGUGCUCAUCUUGGCUUAGUGCCGCAUUAAAUAAUGUACGAUUUCGUCGACGUGAAAGUGAAAAUAACAACAAAGAAUUGAAAUUUGGGAUGCCAUCACGAUGUCUUUCCACUCCUCAAUCAUUAAAUCGAAGCAUUCCAUCUACUUACGAGAGUAAUCAGCUUACUGCUACACGUUCCACGUCAUAUAUUGAUGGUUUACCUGAGCCUACAUUAUCCAGUGGUAGUCGAACAGCUAUCGUUGGUCCUAAUACAGUACAUCGAAGUCGAGAAGGAUCAGAAUAUGAUUAUGGUAUAACUGAUGAAAGAGGUGAUAUACGAGCUUACUAUAGCAGUGAUAUUACUCGAGCAUAUACAUCACCUUCAACACCUCUCUCUCGAUAUGAUUGUGGUGAUCCGCCACCAUAUUAUUGUCAUAGGCGAAAUACUCAACCAGAAGAUGGUCUGGUAUAUCCACUCUGUUCAACACCAUUGUCUCGUAGUCCACGUUGUGAAUUUUCACAAAUAACUUCAACAAUUGAUGGUUCAAUGUUACCUCGUACUAAUCGACCACGUGAAUUACGAAUUACGCCAUCGUCAUCGUUAGUGAUGCGUACAAAUGAUAAUAGUGGUAAUGGUAGUAAUACUGCAACAUCCAAACAAACUGCUACUAUAUAUUCGACCUCAUUUCGUUCGCACGGUGCAUCAGGAAAUACAACGCCUGCUAGCAGUGGUGCAAGUACAUCAGCUGUAGUUGAUGAAAUAGUACCAAUGAAUUCGACAACAAAUUCUCGAAAGAUGAUGGUAGCUCCACAACCACAGAAUUCAUAUCAUCGAGAGCGUGGUGAUUCCAAUCAUAAAAGUUCACUUCAUACCCAACAGCGACGACAAAGUGGGGGUGCAUUAAUACCCGCAUAUCAUAUUUCAUCGUUUGCUGAUAAUUGGCGAUCUCGAGAUCGUGAUAAUUCAUCAGCUGAUCAACAAAUAAUUGUUGAUGAUCGUCGUACAAAAAAUAAUAACGAUAAGCGGGUAGCAGUCUUAGAGCAACGUGUACGAGAAUUAGAAGCUGCGGUCAUUCCUGGUCAAGCACCAUCAACAUCAUUAUCUGCUACUUCCUUUAUCAUUCCUGUCGUAAAUUCCAAAAAUUCAUCACGUAUUCUUCGUUCUGCUUCGGGUCAAUUCGUAGUUUCAGCUGCAACAACACCAGUAACUCAACAACUUAUGGCACAAGAAGUGGUCGAUAAAGAAAUUGAAGUUGAAAGGUUACAAUCACAGUUGCGCAAAUGUUAUUCACGAAUGGAAUUACGCCAAGUACAAUACGACGAAGAAGUAAAUACAUUUCGUCGUGAAUCUGAAGAAGCUAAAUUGCAAUUAACAAAAGUGAAAGCUCGAUUAGCUGAAUUGGAAAAGGAAUGUGUUGCAUAUCGUGAAAAAGCAAUGGCUGUUGAUGCUAAUCGUAACAGUGCUGUUGCAUCAUCAUUAGAAAAAAUCUCUGCACAGGAGCGAGAAAUUGCAAUGUUAAGGAGUGAUUUGGAGCGACAUAUGCAAUUAGUGAAAAAUUUGGAACGAAUUAAGAAGGAAUAUGAAUUUUUGGAAUUACAGAAUGAAGCAUUGAAUGCAAAACUUGAUUCGAAGGAAGCAACCAUUCGAGAUCUCGAGGAUAGCAUUCAUACAAUGAAAAUGGAUGCAUCUCGUAAAAUGGAAAGUGGUUCGGUGACACCAAAAGCAGAUGCUUUCUCUGUAUUUGAUAUUGAACCAACGAAAUUUCUAAGCAAUUCAAAGGAUUCAAAUGCGAAAAGCGAUCGAUCCUUACAUCCAUCAUCAUCACCAUCCGUAGCAGCAUCAAUAAAUGGCUUAGAAUCAUCAAAACGAGUGGACAAAUCAUCAUCUGUAAUAUUAUCUGAUUCGGAAAAUGAUGACAAAAUUCAACUUUCUGCAUCAACGUCAAAAUUACUUCGAAUUCAGUUGAAUAAAAUAUUGGAAUGUCGAUUAUUGGCUAAAUGUUUAAAGGAUGUAGCUGCAAAAGCAAUUAGCGGUGAUGCACCAAGUGUUAAUCGUUUACUAGGAUGUCGAAGUGAUUCGAUGUCAGAAUCAGAAUCAGAACCAGUACUGAAUGAUGGAAAUGUAAUGUCAUCAAAUUGUGCUGAACGACAUAUUAGAAAGAUUACGGAUGAUUUGGAGCGAAUUGAGAAAGAUUUAAAUUCAUUACGUGAAUGUUUCGUGGAAUAUUAUCAGAAGAAAAUUGCAGAUGAAUUGAAAGAGGAUGAAUCAUGCCGUAUUCAAUAA
Messenger RNA from Brugia pahangi, 2268 nucleotides. The record is from the annotation of a GenBank genome assembly. NCBI's taxonomy places the organism in Eukaryota, Metazoa, Nematoda, Chromadorea, Rhabditida, Onchocercidae.